AUGGCGCCGCUGACUGACUUCUACCAUCUCACCAUGGCCUACGGGCACUGGCGGGCCGGGCGGCACCGCGCCCCCGCCGCCGCCGAGCUCUUCUUCCGCCGCGGACCCUUCCGCGGCACCUUCGCGCUGGGCGCCGGCCUGGCCGAGGGGCUGCGCUGCCUCCGCGCCUUCCGCUUCUCCGCAGCCGACGUCGCCUACCUGCGCUCUGUCCUGCCCAGCACCACAGAGGACGCCUUCUUCGACUACCUGGCCACCCUGGAUGCCUCGGAGGUGACCGUCUCUGCCGUGCCGGAGGGCUCCGUCAUCUUCGCUAGGGUCCCGUUCCUGCAGGUGAAGGGGCCGCUGCUGGUGGUGCAGCUGCUGGAGACCACGUUGCUGUGCCUGGUCAACUAUGCCAGCCUGGUGGCCACGAACGCUGCCCGCUUCCGACUCCUUGCUGGCCCGGACAUGAAGCUGAUGGAGAUGGGGCUCCGUCGCGCUCAGGGGCCAGACGGUGCCCUUUCGGCCUCCAAGUACUCCUACAUUGGGGGCUUCGACUGCACCAGCAACGUCCUGGCGGGGAAGCUCUACGGCAUCCCAGUGCGUGGCACCAUCGCCCACUCCUUCAUUAUGUCCUUCACUUCACUUGAGGAGGUGCAGCCCAAGGAGGUGCCACCACUGGCAGGAGGAGAGCCAGUGGAUCUCCCGGCCCUGGCCGAGUCGUGGCUGCAGCGGGUGUGUGAGCUGCUGCAGACGCCCCCUGAGAAGGCGAACCGGGGCGAGCUGGCUGCCUUCGUGUCCUACGCCAUCGCCUUCCCGUGUGACUUCCAGGGGCUGCUGGACACGUACUGUGUCAGGAGGAGUGGCUUGCCAAACUUCUGUGCCGUGGCGCUGGCCCUGCAUCAACUGGGGUACCGGGCCAUCGGGGUGCGCCUGGACAGUGGGGACCUGGCCCAGCAGUCCAAGGAGAUCCGCCGAAUGCUCCGAGCCUGCGGUGCUCACUUCCAGGUGCCCUGGUUUGAGACCAUCCCCAUCGCCGUCAGCAACGACAUCAGCGAGCAGAGCCUGGAGGAGUUCAGCCGGGAGGGGAGCGAGAUUGACAUGAUCGGCAUCGGGACGAACCUGGUGACGUGUCCCCUGCAGCCAUCGCUGGGCUGUGUUUACAAGCUGGUGGAGGUCAAUGGCUCCCCGUGCCUGAAGCUCACAGAAGAUGAGGAGAAGAUGACAAUCCCAGGGACUAAGACGAUCUAUCGGCUCUACGACUCUGCUGGUCACCCCUUCAUGGACCUCAUGGCCCUGGAGGAGGAGCCCUUGCCCAGCGCGGGGCAGGAGUUGGCGAUCCGUGUCCUGGGGCAGCUCGGUGAGACCAGCAAGGUCGUGCCCACCACUGUGGAGCCCCUCCAUCGCACAUACUUCAGAGAUGGCCAGGUGUGUGAGCCGCUGCCCAGCCUGCCAGAGGUGAGGAGCCACGCGCAGGUGUCCCUCAGCCUGCUUAACCCCGCUCACCGCCGGCUCCAUGAGCCACAGCCAUACCCGGUGGCCGUGACGGAGAGGCUGCACCACCUCCUCGCCGAGCUGCGGCAGGCCAGCCAGUGAGGGGGUCCCCGCUCGUCCCCCUGCACCGUGCCAGCCCACGCUGGGUGCAGCCCCUGCCUGGGGUCAGGCUCUUCCGCACUACUUUGAAGACCAGGUGACUAAUUAGGAAUUAAUGGUUCUGAUGACAUUGCUACUGUGUGGUGCUAAUCCGAGGACCCUGCAGGAACUGGAAGAGCACCCUGGGGUCCCAGCAGCAAAGCUGGGCACAGAGGGAUGGGGCAGGCAGAGCUGGGAGGCAGCUGCCCCCGCGUCUUCUGGAAGCGAUGGUCCUUCCCUGCCCACCUCGGUGGCCCUGCCAGCCCUGCACCUUCUGCCAUGACAGUGCUGCCUGCUUUGGUGGUCCUGUCAAACCCUGUGCCUUCUGCUGUGGCAGCGCUGCCCACCAUGGUGGCUCUGCCAACCCUGUGCCUUCUGCCGUGGCAGCACUUCCCACCUCGGUGGCCGUGCCAGCCCUGUGCCUUCUGUGGUGGCAGCCCAUGCUGAAGCUCCUCGGUGGCACUAGAGACGAAGUCUAGAGUGCACAAGAAGGGGUUCUACCAUGGGAAGGGCCAGCCUGUCCCCCAACCCAUGUCCUGUGGGACAUCUGUGGCAGAUGCACUUUGCCCUUCCUAUUCUAGGCUUUGGCUCUGUGGCCACAUUUCAUCUCUUUCCAUUUUGUAUGCCUUCCCUGGGGUGUGGAGGCCAGCUCCAGGUUGACGCCCGCACUCUCUAACCUGAUGUUCAUAGAGGAAGCGUAGCACUAAUCCCCACAAUUACCUUCAUCCUAAGCAAAAAAUAAAAUAAAGGCCUGUACCCACUACAGCUACGGCCAUACUGUGUGGCUUCCCUGGUCCUUCAAAACACUUGUUGCCUUUAGCCUGAACGUGUGAUUCAACAUCCUUCACUUCACAGUUUAUG
Gymnogyps californianus (California condor) is the source of this 2472-nucleotide messenger RNA. It is a transcript of the gene NAPRT, whose product is annotated as nicotinate phosphoribosyltransferase. Lineage: Eukaryota; Metazoa; Chordata; Aves; Accipitriformes; Cathartidae. The transcript has 13 exons. The record is from RefSeq and is a predicted model, not a curated record. The coding region runs from base 1 to 1575 and encodes 524 amino acids. Gene Ontology annotation, molecular function: nicotinate phosphoribosyltransferase activity. Gene Ontology annotation, biological process: NAD+ biosynthetic process.